UCAACUCCUCGCCCCUCCCCAAACUUCCCCAGCCUGAGAUGCUGGGGAAAUGCCAAGAUUGAGAAAACCUGACCUGGAAACCUGCCAGAAGAACAUUUAGGACGAUGAACACAUUUCUACUCCCUGCUUCUCUGUGCCCCCGUCUCCUUUUCAGGAAGGACCGUGGAGAACUCAGUGGGGGGAAACCCCUGGUGGCCUCCCAACAAGGAGAUGACCUGCCCAUCAGGGGAUAUAAGGAGGCCUCCUGGUCCCGGGAGCCACAUCAGCUGUGGAGCUCCAUAGCAGAAGAAACAAGGAUGGAAGGCUGCUUCUGGAAGACCUUGCUGGUGGUUGGAGCUCUUGCAACGGGUGGGACCUCCUCACUACAACACAAAUCCCUGAGCUAUGAUGAGGCUGUGGACCUUGCAGUGAGCAUCUACAACAGCAAAUCUGGGGAAGACUCCAUGUAUCGUCUCCUGGAAGCUGUUCCUCAACCUGAGUGGGAUCCUCUUUCUGAAAGCAACCAAGAGCUGAACUUCACCAUCAAGGAGACGGAGUGCCAGGUUGAAGAAGAACGUUCCUUGAAAGAAUGCGACUUUGAAGAAGACGGGGUGGUCAUGGAGUGCAGGGGCUACUAUUUCUUUGGGGAGACGCCCUCAGUGCUCGUUCUCACCUGUGAACCGGUGGCUGAAGAGGAGGAGGGGGACAAAGAGGAGGAGAAGGAGGUGGAGGAGGAAGAAAAGGAGGAAGAUGAGAAGGAUCAGCCCAGGAGAGUCAAGAGAUUCAAGAAGUUUUUCAAGAAGCUCAAGAAAAGCGUGAAGAAACGUGUCAAGAAAUUCUUCAAGAAACCGAGAGUCAUCGGGGUCUCCAUCCCCUUCUAAAAGGGGAUUCGGAAGGACCCUCCGAUCCGAGGAAAACCGGCAGAGAAAAAUGAUGUUCCAGUCCAUCCAAUCAUUCCCCAAAAAGAUACUCCAGCAAUAAAUAAAUGAAUAAAUAAAUAAAUAAAUAUAUA
Pantherophis guttatus is the source of this 991-nucleotide messenger RNA. The record is from RefSeq and is a predicted model, not a curated record. Lineage: Eukaryota; Metazoa; Chordata; Lepidosauria; Squamata; Colubridae.